Trichoderma gamsii is the source of this 6831-nucleotide messenger RNA. Its product is annotated as lovastatin nonaketide synthase. NCBI's taxonomy places the organism in Eukaryota, Fungi, Ascomycota, Sordariomycetes, Hypocreales, Hypocreaceae. Gene Ontology annotation, molecular function: oxidoreductase activity; fatty acid synthase activity; phosphopantetheine binding. The coding region runs from base 1 to 6831 and encodes 2276 amino acids. The transcript is spliced from 4 exons. Gene Ontology annotation, biological process: secondary metabolite biosynthetic process; fatty acid biosynthetic process. The record is from RefSeq and is a predicted model, not a curated record.
AUGGCGUCUUCCAACGUAGACGCGCCCUCAAAGGCUCCUAUGCCUAUCGCCAUCGUCGGCAUGUCAUGCCGCCUAUCAGGUGGUGUCUCGACGCUUGACGACUUUUGGACAAUGUUAUCGCGUUCUCGAGAUGGCUGGAGGCCGAUACCUGAAGAACGAUACUCAGCAAAGGCAUAUUAUCACCCCGAUCCUCACAAAAAGGGUUGCUUCAACCAAAAAGGCGGUUAUUUCAUGACUGGCGAUAUGUCAACGUUUGACGCACCUUUUUUUAAUAUCACAAGGCAGGAAGCUGAAGCCAUGGAUCCGCAACAGAGACAUCUCUUAGAGUGCACGUACGAAGCUCUAGAGAAUGCCGGAAUUCUCAAGCACGAAAUUGCUGGCAGCAAUAUGGGAGUCUUCAUUGGUGGCACUGCUUCGAAUUACCAUCUCGGCACCUUGAAAGAGCUAGAUCAGGUACCAAUGUAUGAUGCCACGGGCAACCACCAGUCCAUCCAGGCUGGACGCAUCUCUUACUACUUCAACUUGCACGGCCCUUCCUUUACAGCAGACACGGCCUGCUCAUCCAGUUUAUACGCUUUACAUUUAGCAGUUCAGAGCAUCCGUUCGGGAGACUCAGACUCUGCCAUCGUGGCAGCGUCUAGCUUGCAUCUUCAGCCUCAUUAUAUGAUAUCCAUGUCCGGAUUAGGGCUUUUCAACGAACACGGAAAAACAUUUGCUUUCGACCACAGGGCGAAGUCAGGUUUUGCUCGAGGAGAAGGCACGGGCUGCCUCAUUCUCAAACCACUUCACCAAGCGCUGGCCGACAACGACAAGAUAUACUCUGUCAUUAUCAACACUGGUGUCAACCAAGACGGCAAAACCUCCGGACUGACAUAUCCGAGCGGCGAUGCGCAAGAACAGCUAAUGCGCGAUGUGUACGCCAGAGCUGGUAUUUCGCCAAACGAUACUGGGUACGUUGAAGCCCAUGGAACGGGCACGCGAGCUGGCGAUCCUAUAGAGGCCAAUGCCGUUCAUCGUGUGUUUGGAGACGGGCGUACAAAGCGUGCUCCAUUGUAUAUGGGCUCGGUGAAGUCCAACGUUGGCCAUUUAGAAAACGCAAGUGGCAUCAUUUCCAUUAUCAAAGCAUCAAUGAUGCUAGACAAGGGUUUUGUUCUUCCCAAUGUCAAUUUCGAAAAGGCAAAUGAGGCGAUCCCCCUUGACGAGUGGAACAUCAAAGUUCCAACCAGUAUCCGACCGUGGCCCAGGAACAAGCGCUUCAUCAGCGUUAACAGCUUCGGAUUUGGAGGCUCCAAUGCGCACGCCGUGCUUGAGAAAGUUCCAACUGCACUUGCAGAUCUUCCUCAAGAUAAUCAGAACACGACUCCAAGGUUAUUUGUGUUAUCCGCCCACGAUGAAAGUGCCGCCAAGCGAAAGGCUGAAAACCUUGGAAUCUACAUCGAGCAACAUCCCGAAGUCUUCCAGAAGCGAUUAGUCAACGACAUGGCAUAUACACUUGGAGAAAGGAGGACGCAUCUGCAGUGGCGCAUCGCGAUUGCAGCAUCUUCGUGUAGUGAGCUCGCAAAUUCUCUCAACAGCAUCAGCGCCACUCCUGGAGUAGUGGCCUCCAAAGACCCAAAGGUGGCAUUUGUAUAUACUGGCCAAGGAGCUCAGUGGGCGGAGAUGGGCAAAGAGCUUAUGGAAAGUCAUCCAGUUUUUGCUAGAGCCAUCGAGACGUGCAGCAACUAUCUGCAAACAAUUGGUGCCGAGUUCUCUCUGCUGGAAGAGCUCGCCAAGAGCAGCAAAGAGACGUUGGUCAACGAGGCACACAUCUCGCAGCCUGCAUGCACAGCUAUACAGAUUGGCCUCACCAAGCUGUUGGAGGCCUGGGGAGUUUCACCCUCUGCAGUCGUCGGCCACUCCAGUGGCGAAAUUGUUGCUGCCUUUGCUGCUGGUGCCAUUACCCUCGAGGACGCCAUGUCCGUAGCCUAUUGGCGCGGUAGGGUUUCUUCAGAACUGAAAUUCAAGCAUCCUGAUCUUCGAGGUGCCAUGCUCGCUGUCGGUGCUAAAGCUAAAGAUAUCAGAGCGAUUAUCAAGACGCUGGGGCUAAAGAGGGUCAAUGUGGCCUGCGAAAACUCUCCAAAUUCGAUUACUGCUUCAGGGGACGAAGAAGAUGUCGAUCGACUGGCUGCUGAACUAGAAAGCCGGAGCAUUUUCAACCGCAAAUUGCGAGUGACGAUGGCAUACCACUCUGCUCAUAUGCAGCUAGUUGCUGAUGACUACCAAGCCGCCAUCAAAUACGUGACAUCCAAGACCUCUUCCAACGUUGAGUUUUAUUCAUCGCUAUUCGGGAAGAAGCUUGACUCAACGUCAGUCCUCAAUCCAUCAUACUGGGUCGAAAACUUGACAAAACCAGUCCUCUUCUCUACGGCUUUCAAAGAGCUUUAUCUUGGUACAGAGCCGGAUAUCGUCAUCGAGGUUGGCCCACAUUCGGCCCUUGAGGGUCCCAUCAAACAGAUCCUAAAGUCUAUCAGCCCUCAAGUUGCUUUGGGCGUCAAAUAUUUGCCUUCUCUCGUUCGUCAACAGCACGCUACCUCAUCCAUCUUGAAUUGUGCGGGUAGUUUAUUUGUCAAGGGAUACCCUAUCAGCUUGCGUGAAAUCAACCGUCCUAAUAAAGGCGUACGAGCCCCUACCCUUGUCACGGACUUUCAUCCGUAUGGCUGGUCAGACCACAAGUACUGGUUUGAGUCUCGGUCAGCGAAGCAGAUGCGCCAGAAGCCAUUUGGUCGCCAUGAUCUCCUAGGUCUCUUGGAGGACUCAUAUAGCGAUGUUGAGCCCAAGUGGAAAAAUGUCAUCUCCACAGACGAUGUGCCUUGGCUUAAGGAUCAUCGCAUGCAGUCUCUAGCCACGUUUCCUCUAGCAGGAUAUAUAUGUAUGGCUGUAGAAGCUGCAUCACAGCGAGCACAGCUGCGAGGAGUUCCGACUACGCAAAUCGAAGGUUUCCGUCUCCGAGAGGUUCAAAUUUCGAAAGCUCUCAUACUGGACGAUGGCGCUCCAUAUGAGACGGUGUUUUCCCUGAAGCCUUAUGCCGAGGGCACCAGAUCCUACUCCAAUGAGUGGGAUGAGUUUCGGAUCUUAUCGUGGAACUCAGCCAGAGGCUGGUUGGAGCAUUGCAGAGGAUUGGUUGGCAUCAAAAAGGUCGCCCCAGUUAACCCAGUCAAUAGUGCGUUGCUCCAAUACGCCGCUGCUCGCCGCCAGCACGUCAAGGUAAUGGACUGCCAUCGAAUUCCUCUUGAUAAUUUCUACUCCGAACUGGAGGCCCGAGGAGCCGGAUACAGCGGGGUCUUUAAGAUUUCACCUGAUGCCGAUUUGAGACUCGGUGAGAGAUAUACCAUGGCUUCUUUAACGAUUCCUGAUACAGCAGCUACCAUGCCGUUGUCUCAUGAAACAGCAUCUAUUGCGCCAUCGGCAUUCAUCGACCUAUUCUUUCAGCUCACAUUUCCCAUCCUUGGUGCUGGUAGCGGCAAGAUGCCUUCUCUUUUUAUGCCCUCUGCCGUUAAAGAGAUCGACAUAAGCAGCGCAUUGCCAAACAAACCAGGCGAGCGUGUGCAAGUCGUUGUCAACGGAUACCUAGAUUUUGAAGCCCCUGGACCUGUUGACUUUUUCAUUGACUCCUGGCAUCAAGAUUCUUCUGAGCCCGUGGUAAAGAUGGAUGGAUUCAGGGUGACGCCAGUAAAUGGCGAUAUCGUUGAGAGCAAGAGCCCACGAUCUAUCUGCUAUAAGAUGGAAUGGGAACCGCUUGACGCGAGGGACAAGCAGCCGAAACAGGAAGACAUAAAGAACGGCGCUGUUCCAAACGGCCAUAAGAUCAAGAACUCUGUUGAUAAAACGUCAGUCAUCGGUAGCGGGCAAAAAAAUCACACCAAUGAUAACCAUCAGGCCUCUAACGGGAUUAAUGGCACCAAUGGCACAAAAGCCCACUCAAACGGACACCACAGACUUGGAAGCCUUUCAGCAAAAGUCAAUGGAAACGGUGUGGCAAAUGGCAAUACCAAGAAAUUGAAUGGCCAUCUUGCAGAAGACAGCACGAAUGAUAGCUUCAAUGAUGUUGAUUUCAUCGUCAUCUCCCACCACAGUGAUAAUCAUCUAUUGGAAAAGGCUCUCUUGGAUCUGCUGGCGUUACGCACUGCAAAGUCUCCACGGCUAGUUGCAUUGGCCGAUGUAGUUCCCGAGGCGACCGCUUGUUACAUUUCUUUGUCUGAAAUAGACAAGCCGAUAUUUGCCAAGAUGACAGCUGAAAGUUUUGAAAAGUUGCAGAAUCUGUUUACCGUAUGCCAUUCUAUGCUUUGGGUGACGUCUGGGGCGUAUAGGUUUGCAGAGAGCCCAGAGAAGAAUAUUGCGCAAGGUUUCUUACGCACAGUUCGUUCUGAGGCAAACAAAGCCGUAGCCUCUCUGGAUUUAGAUCCUCAUUCUAAGCUCGAUGCCCGUGACACAGCCGAGCUGAUUCUUCGUGCAAUCAAAGCCUCCCUUGCAACACCCGAGGAUGAUGCUCCUGUGAACUAUGAAUUUGCGGAAGAAGGAGGCAAGUUGAUGGUACCCCGUGUUGUCAAGCAAGACGACAUGAAUCUUGCAAUUUUCCAUGAUACAGAAGCCUCCAAUUCGCCGCCUUAUUUACAGCCAUUUGAUCAAGCUGGACGGCGUCUCGCUGUGGCCGUCGGUACCUAUGGUGCUUUAGAUUCCCUGUACUGGAAGGAUGAGCGUGAAACGCCUUUGGGCCAUGAAGAGGUCGAAAUCAAGGUCGCGUGUACAGGAAUGAACUUUAAAGACGUUGUCAUCGCUAUGGGUCAAGUAUCCAGUCCAUAUCUCGGCGUCGAAUGCAGUGGCACUAUAUCUCGCAUCGGUUCUCGUGUCAGUUCCCUGAGGGUCGGUGAUCGAGUCUGUGCCAUGUCUCUGGGAGCAUAUGGCACAUACUCUCGAUGUCUUGCCUCCAGCGCGGCUGUUAUUCCCAGUGACAUGAGCUUUGUGGCCGCAGCCUCAAUCCCCGUCGUAUACUGCACCGCAUAUUACGGCCUCAUGGAUCUGGCAAGGCUAGAAUACGGCGAGAGUAUACUGAUUCACGCUGCAUCUGGCGGCGUCGGCCAAGCAGCUAUCCAGCUCGCACAGAUGGUAGGGGCUGUUAUUUAUGCUACUGUUGGCAGUGCAGACAAGAAGCAGUUUAUCAUGGAUAGAUACGGCAUCCCAGAGAGCCGUAUCUUCUAUAGUCGAGAUACUUCCUUUGGGCCAGCCGUCCGAGAGGCUACAGGCGGCCGCGGAGUCGAUGUCGUGCUCAACUCGCUUGCAGGCGACCUUCUUCGCGAAACGUGGGACUGUCUUGCACCUUUUGGGCGCUUCAUCGAGUUGGGAAAGCGGGACAUCACGAACAACACAAGACUUGAGAUGGCUCAGCUCGAGUAUAACUGUACUUUCAGCUCGGUUGACUUGUCUCUUGUUGCUGCACGGCGGCCCAAGAUCUUGGAACGUGCUUUUGCGUCAGUCAUGCGACUCCUUGAGAGCAAGACAAUCAGGCCCAUUGAGCCCAUCACUUCCGUCAGCAUCCAAGAUGUCGAAGGAGCACUUCGUAAACUGCAAAGUGGCAAGACGGUGGGAAAGCUCGUGGUGACACAUGGUUGCUACUGCCAGGUCAGAGCUACACAUCCCCCGCCUCGCUCGGAUAUGCUGGAGCGCGAUGCGACGUAUAUAAUCAUUGGCGGGACUGGAGGCUUGGGGCGCUCCAUCACGAGACAAAUGGUCCGCCGGGGUGCUCGACACAUCGUCUUGCUCUCUCGGGGCGGCAAGAUGACAGAUGAGGUGAAUAAGCUGGUGAAGGAUAGUCGAAAGCUAGGUGCCUCGAUAUACGUGAUGUCUUGCGACGUUGCCAGUGAGGGUAAUGUGUAUGAGUUAGUCUGGCAAUUGCAGGAUGAUUUUCCGCCCAUUAGGGGCAUUAUUCAUGCCGCCAUGGUUCUUAGAGAUGUCCUGUUUGAGAAGAUGACCUUUGAAGAUUACGAAGCUGUUGUCCAAAGUAAAAUAUCAGGAGCUUGGAAUUUCCACAAGGCCCUUAUGAGAACUCCGCUCCAGUUCUUCAUUGUCCUCUCUUCCGUCGCUGGUAUAGUGGGUAACCGAGGCCAAGCACAUUAUUCUGCGGCGAACACGUAUCUGGAUGCUCUCGUCCAAUAUCGACGCCGCCAUGGCGCAGCAGCCACAUCUAUAGAUCUUGCUGCUGUAGAAGGCGUUGGUUAUCUGGCUGAAAAUGGAGCCAAGAUGUCACAAGUAAUGAGGAACUUGUCAGACAACACCCUGGGCGAGGCAGAGGUUCUGGCAUUGAUCGAAUCUGCAAUGACGGGAAAAGUCGAGACUUUCUGUCAGGGUCAGGUGAUCACCGGGCUAGGCUUUGAUAAUGCGUCGUCGAUGCCAUUCUAUGCCUCGGAUGCCAAAUUCUCUCAUCUGCGUGAGGCCUUGCUCGCCGCAUCAGCCGAUGCUGACGUCUCUUCGGGAUCUGAGAGCCUGUCCAUCUCCCAGCAGCUACGCAAAUGCAAAACUGUUGAAGAGGCAGAAGAUAUCGUGACACUUGGCCUUCGUGACAAGCUCGGCGCCAUUCUAAUGCUGUCAGAAGAGGUGAUGGCGGCACGACAAGGAAACACGUCUAUCACGGCUUUUGGGCUGGAUUCGCUCAAUGCGAUUGAGCUUCGGAAUUGGAUUGGAAAAGAGCUUCAGACGCAUUUGCAGGUCCUGGAACUGCUGACUAGUGGGCGGGUUGCGGAUUUGGCUGGUUUGGUGCUGCGAAAGUCGAGGAUUGAAGGAGUUUGGACAAAGAAGUGA